Dermacentor andersoni is the source of this 3239-nucleotide messenger RNA. The record is from RefSeq and is a predicted model, not a curated record. NCBI's taxonomy places the organism in Eukaryota, Metazoa, Arthropoda, Arachnida, Ixodida, Ixodidae.
CGCGCCCGAUCUCUCCCGAGAAUGAGCGUUUACUUUCGGGAACAAAAAUAGCGGGCAAACUUGAUGUUCUACUGCCCGUCGACGCUGUCAUGGUACCCGCCGGUCUGCGUGUUCCACGGACCGGGUGUUCACGAAUCACCUGCAGCGACCAGUACGUGAUGCCCGACCUGUCGACGUGCAGGGACUGGCACCUCGCGGCUCUGUUGUUCCUGAGCCGCGCGGCCAAGCCGCACGACGCCACAUCGGUGCUAGCCGGCAUCGAACGCCUCGUGGAUCCUGCGCGCCUAAACAUCAUGGGGCCGUACGAUUGCGAUCACAUCUGGUUGCUCAGGUUUACGGACGCCGAAGCCCGCGACAAAGUCGUCGGUGCGUCGGACCUCGAGUGCGCCGGCCAUCCGGCUUUCUGCGUCGAGCCGCAGCCCGAACAUUCGCUCCACCGCGGACGCUGCGUCGGCGGAGCUCUGGGCUGGCUGUGUGGUGCAAGUCAUCCAGACUACUGGCUCCGGAUAUUGGAUGUGUCGUUUCCUCCUGAAGAUGUCAAGUGCCUGCUUUCAAGAUCCUAUAGCUGGGAAUGUGACAUUGUGGGGCCGCGCUACGAGGAGUCGGACCUGGGCACAGAAGGGGACAACGUCGAGGACGAAGAGGAGUUUGAGAAGCGGCGACUCCUGGAGCAGGAAGCAGCUCUCAUGGCCGAGAUGGGCCUCCCGGCGUCCUUCACGUCUGCCAAACGUGACAGUGGCAACAGAAGGGGCGAUGGCUGUGAAAGCGAAGAGCUGCUGUGUUGUGACGUGCCUGAAGAUCGGAGCUCACCAGCAACUGUGGUCGACUGGCAGAAUUUUUGGGAGAAGAACGGAGACAACCUCGUGUGGCAGUCUUGGGUGCAUCGCUAUGGCGACUACAUCUCCCCAGAGUACCUGGAAAGCUGCGCUGCUUCUGCAGAUGGUCAAAUGCCUUCCGCUACUGGAGAUAAUGCCAUGACGCUACUAGAUGGCGCUGACAAGAAACGACAUCCUGAAGACGAAGAUGCUUCUUCAGCACCCUCUACAGACCAGCCUGCCGGAGGUGGUGCGCAGCUGGAAAAUAGGAGACUCAGUGGAGAGACCUGUCUUGUUGAGAACUCUGUGGCCUCAACCUUGCCUCCUAGCCAGGGUGGCCAGUCCUGCAACAACGGCAUCUGCAGUACCACCAGUGAAGGCGUGCAAGAUGACUGUGGACAGCUUCAGGGGUGUGGCCAAGUCGGCGACACGCUGCACAGAGGACAACAAGAAGACAAUGACGGAAUUGCGGCUGCCGCUGCUCAGAAGUCCGACGACGAGCUGUGGAAGGAAGUGUGGGAGCAACAUUACCUUGAGGUGUACAACCAUUACUACAGCAUGUUUGGUCACGACGGUGAGGGGGAUGGCUGCAAGCAGCAUUCGGAGCCAACAGAUGCAGACUCCAUUCCUGCAGAUACAGAGCAGACGAACUUGGCUGCAUCAGAGCAGACGGGCGCUGUCCAGUGCCACUCAGAGGCGAUGAAUGGCACUCUAGCAUCUGCUAGUGAUAACAACAAUGAGAACAGUGCUACAGAUGCCUGUAAUGCAGCUGAUUGUGGAACUGUGAAUCGUCAAGAAGGUAAGCAGGGUAGAAACUGUAGCAUUGCAGAGCAAGUGUGCGCUGACUCUAUUACGAGAGGUGACAGGGAAGUCGAUGAGGAGGACGUUGUCUUGCUCAAGGAUGAGUGUGAUGUGAAGCUCAUGAAACAGAUGGGCCUGCCUGUGCAAUUUUCAUCGGCUGGCAAGCGGAAGAAGCCGAAGAAGAACAAAAAAUGCACUUCCAAGCGUUCCCCAAAAGCUAAGGGCAAGGAACUACCCAGUUGGGAUGAAUACUGGCUUUGCAAUGGCAGCCGCCUUCUGUGGGACACUUGGACAGAAACCUACCCCGAAUUUUUAGAGCCCUUGUUCUUGGCGUCGGUGAAACUCGAUCGGACAUUGCCAAAUGCAGACGAGUGUCUUCGAAGGUGCCCCACCGGAGGCGACGACAUCCUGGCAUCAAUGCAUCGAGGCGAUUCUAAACUGCCAAAAGACGCGGGCCUUUGGCAGAAGCUGUGGAACGCCCACUGUGACCGUGUGUGUGGACUCGAAUUUGAAAAGUACCAGCAAGUUGUCUGCGAAGAACCUUCCGAAGCCAAAGAGGAGAGCAAAAGGCAUAAUAAAGACAAAGUGGUCGUUGGAGGGGCCGAAAUCAAGGCGGGAAGUGAAAUAAAAGUUGAUGAAGUGACUGUGGAGUGUGCCCAGAACUUCAUGUUGGUGCAGCACAAUGGAAAGAACUCUGAUGGUGUCAAGCAGUGUCCGGCAGGUUCCCAGGAUGGCAACGAUGGCAGCUCGUCAGGCUCACGCAAAACGAAAGGCUCAAGGAGAGAGGGUGCAUCCGGCUCUUCUGACAGUGCGAGCUCUAGGGGAAGUGGUGCUGGCAGCAGAAACAUUCAAAAUGGCGAUGAUGGCGACGACGGAGACGACCCUCCAGACGAGAGGCCCGUGAAGAUAAAGAAGAGUCACGAAGAGGACAUAAACUCGGACGAAGAUGAUGCAUUCAAAGCCCUCAUUUCUUACGGACUGUCUCUGAAGGAAAGCCUAAAGGGAAUCAAGCUGGGUCCCGAAGGAGCCAAGUCCCACGUGGCGAAUAAGAAGAAGCGCAAGAAGUUACGUAAACAGGGAGCAUUGCAGCAAUCACAAGAAGAGAUGAAAGAAUUGCUUCCCAUUGGCUCCCCUGGCACAUCCACAAUGCCGAGCUACAUUCGGGACAACCCACACUUGACCAAGUACUGGAUGCAGCGGUACAGGCUCUUCUCCAAGUUUGACAAAGGCAUUCAACUGGACGAAGAAUCCUGGUUCUCCGUGACACCCGAAGGCAUCGCCAAGCACAUAGCAAAGCGCUGCAAGGCGGACGUCGUCAUCGAUGCCUUUUGUGGCGCAGGAGGCAACAGCAUCCAGUUUGCCCUGGCGAGCUGCCAUGUGAUAGCUGUGGACAUCGACCCCAAGAAGGUGGAGCUGGCACGGAACAACGCAUCCGUGUAUGGUGUGGCGGACAAGAUUGAGUUUAUGGUUGCUGACUUCCUGGAGGUCGCUUCGCGACUGCGUGGCGAUGUAGUCUUCCUGAGCCUUCCUUGGGGAGGGCCUUCGUACCAGUGGAAGGGCACUUUUGACCUGAAGGACAUGAAGCCAGACUUAUAUCCUUUUGCAGUUCUUGAAGGACACUAA